Xyrichtys novacula (pearly razorfish) is the source of this 2041-nucleotide messenger RNA. The record is from the annotation of a GenBank genome assembly. Lineage: Eukaryota; Metazoa; Chordata; Actinopteri; Labriformes; Labridae.
AUGGUGCAGCUCAAUCCAGAGCGAAGGGUGAAAAGAAAAGAGGAGGGGAUCAGUGGAUCUCUAGUGAGUAACACAGGUGCAGAGUGAGAUGAAAAAUGCAAAUGAGAGUAGCGUGGUUUACUGAACCAUUUUUUUAAAGUCCCCAAGUGAUGACCUUAGAAAAAAAAACAGCCUCUAUUCGGGUCUUUCGGUACCUAUUCUUAAUCAUGCAGGUGCAGAGUGUCCACAGCUUUACAGUGACUGUCCAUUGAGGAGUUUGUUUUCUUGAAGAUAAUGAGCUGAGUAGAGCUUCUUCAACAUACAGCAGCAUGAGCUUGUUGACAAAAAUGUAUUGCUGCUUGCUAGCUUUACUUCUCAUUAUAAAAUGUCAUUCCACAAGCCAGGAUCCAUGAAUAAUAUGAACAAAAAUAUAACAGACACAACCUCAAAAUACCCCUCAUUUCCCCAGAGUGUUAGAAGGGAUUUAAAAGUAAUGGUGUCAGCUGUAUUAAAUCUAUCCCAUCCAUUCGUCUGCACUUAAGUCCUUGCAUAUGGACACACCUAGAGAUUAGCCCUAAUAUGUCCAGUAACAGGCGAAACCCUUAGCCAACCGAGUGUCGACGUGUAGACAGGCCAGUAACCAAACCCAGAUUGGAUCACCCAGAACUUGCAGCCACGGGUGGCUGACUUGCAUUUUGCUCACCGGUUUAAAAAGACAGCUGCCAGAUCCUGCCUACAGGCUGCCCAUGGGUCUGCCAUUUCGCAGGAUCAGUUCUGGCGAUUCUCCAUCUUUGGGUUUUCCACAUUUGGACAAACGAGGGGGCCUGGUGGGUUCUUAAGAGUGACAGGAAAUCUAUCUUUUUCACCCACUAUCAGCCAAUGUCAAACAAUAUUUUCCUCUUUCGAACAUUGUCUGGCAGUAAGCUUAUGUUAAUUAGCUAGUAGCUUGGUUCAGUUUCUUCCAUGCUGUGUUUUUCCCUUUACCACGCGAUCUUACGGUAAUUAGGAACCUGCCACCUUAAAAAGUGAUGGAUCAUCAUAAAAUCUGACCCUCGGAUGAAUGUGUUGCUCAAGACUUGCGCAAAUGAGGGAAAAAUAAUCCUGAGGCAAGUUGUCAGAUGCUAUACGUGCAGAUGAGUUAGCUGACCUUUUUCUAUCACGAGCCAAUAUUAGCACAAGCCAUUAUAACCUAUCAAAGCCUAAAGCUUAUAGCCAAUGCUCAGGGGUCCCUCCAGCCUCAUCAUGCUCUGGACGGGAAUCGCGUUCCCAGCGCUAUCUCCACUAUUACAGACUGCACAGUGUCAGGGCUUCUAUUUAACCUUGUGCAAUGAGUUCUCUCCUAUACAUCUAUCACAAGCAAUCAUACCCACAUCCUGCAGGGUUAACCCUUCCUUCAGAGCUUACACUGUAUGUCGAUGGGAAGGAUGUAUGCGUGUGUGUGCCUGAGAAGAAGAUGCAUUGUGCUGUUAAUUAUAAAAUCAAUUCAAUUAAUUCUCAACAUGCAAAUUAGCUCAUUAAAGGACCUGAACUCAUAGAAUUACCACUGAUUAGCUGGCUAAGCACUAUUGCUGCCCUCUGGAUACAUGCUUAUUAAGCUAUAUUAACUAUACCUUUUUCACUAAAGCUGUAAUAAAACAUAUAAAUUAUAGUUAUUCCAAAAGAACAUAUGGACCUCUGGUUUACAUAGAGGAGCAAAAAGCUUUAAUGUCCAGUGUACUAAGUUGAAAGCAGACUAUCUUUAGCCAAAUUGCUGUUUGCUUUCCCUAACAUUUGCAGCGCACAAUAAAGCCGGUUAUUUAACUCCAUAUUAACAAGCUUUCAGGCAUUUCAGCCUGUAUUUUCUCUGUGUGCCUGCUUGUUUGUUCCUUUAUUAAAUAAAGCUCUGACUUCAAAUUUCUUUUCCCCUCACUUCUUGUUUCUCUCAUCUCUCCUCCCUCAGAGCUGGAAAUGCCCCCGCCAUAGUGGGAGCUGGAGGAUGCAAGGCAGUAACAGGUACAUCAGGGAGCAGGAGCGGGAGCUGAAAGAGGAGGGGGUGCUGGCUCAGUUUGGCAGACAAGUCUGA